Messenger RNA from Striga hermonthica, 372 nucleotides. The record is from the annotation of a GenBank genome assembly. NCBI's taxonomy places the organism in Eukaryota, Viridiplantae, Streptophyta, Magnoliopsida, Lamiales, Orobanchaceae.
AUGCGUAUGACGUCCUACAUUAAAUCCAUUGAUGGACGUGCUUGGUUAUCUGUACUUACCGGAUGGGAGCCUCCUAUCAAAGAAGUUGAAGGCGUGAAACACGAGAAAAAUGAAGCCAAGUAUAGUACGGGUGAGAGCUCGUUGGCCAACUUCAAUUCAAAAGCACUCAAUGCAAUUUUCGGCACGGUCGAUGAUAAUAUGUUUUGCUUAAUUAGCCGUGCACUACUGCCAAAGAUGAAUGGGACACCUUACAACGUCAUUGUGAGGGUUCGAGGAGUGUUUGUCAAACGAGGCUACGUCUUCUUGCGACAAAAUUUGAGACUAUUCAAAUGCUCGAAAACGAGAAUAUCUCGUCAUGCAUGGCCAAGCUGA